Bacillus rossius redtenbacheri is the source of this 2065-nucleotide messenger RNA. Its product is annotated as quinone oxidoreductase-like protein 1. Gene Ontology annotation, molecular function: oxidoreductase activity. The transcript has 8 exons. Lineage: Eukaryota; Metazoa; Arthropoda; Insecta; Phasmatodea; Bacillidae. The record is from RefSeq and is a predicted model, not a curated record. The coding region runs from base 311 to 1387 and encodes 358 amino acids.
CUUAAUAUUUAUUCCAACAUUAAUUGUAAAUUUUCUGAACUCAUUUCUUUUAAGCAGAAAAAAAUAAAACAAUAGCAGACGACUUUAUGAAGUUAUAAUGGGGGAAUUCGUGUUAUCCUAAAUUAUAAAUUUUAAUCUAUAAUCCCCAGAAGUUCUUGGUGAAUUUGGGGAUAUACAUUAAUCUAGCAUCUUGCGAUUUCUAACCGGUCUUAAGUAAAUAAUGGUAGUGACAGGUUAAACAUGAGUGUAUUUUCAAGUUGAAAUUAAAAUAACGUGUUGUAGAGAAAACAACAGCAUAUUUGAAAGGAAAAUGAAAGCAAAGUCAUUUUUCGUGGAUUCAUGGGAAGGUAGUGCACAAAAAAUUACUUGCCGGGAGGUGCAACUGCAACCCUUGGAUAAGAACGGUGUUCUGGUGAAAGUGAAAGCUUGUGGUCUUUUGAACUCUCAGCUUGAAUAUGCUGCAGUUUCUCACAUUUUAUUCAAAACGAAUAAUAAUAAGUACUUUCCUGUAGGAUAUGAUGUUGCAGGAAUAGUGGCUGGAGUCGGUAGUGAUGUUACAACAGUUACGAAAGGAGACCAUGUGGUCGGUAUCAUUCCAGUUGACUACGACCAGUCAAGUUGUUCAGAUUAUGUAGUGCUACAAGAGUUUGAUAUUGUUUUGAAACCAGAAAGAGUUUCCUUUGUUGAUGCUGCUGGCUGCAUUAGUGAUGCUGUUAAAUCAUAUAUUGCCCUCCAUUAUCUAGGCAAAAUGACAUCUGACAGCACAGUUUUAGUGCUGGAUGGUGCCUCGUCAUUUGGCAGCAUUUGUAUUCAGCUGGCCAGGCACUGGGGAGCUAAAGUACUCUCCACAUGCUCGUCUGAAGAUGAGAAGAGGUACCUCCAGUCACUGGACAUUGAUGUGUCCCAUAUUAUUGACUUCACCAUCAAAACUGAUUAUAUUAAGUCAAUAGUCAUGUUGGAAACUGGCGGUAUGGGUGUUGACAUUGUGGUGGAUAGUAGAAAGGAGAUACUGUCAAAGACAAAUGAUGAAUCUAAUGCCAUAACGCUGAAGAACUCAAACAGUAUAAUCUCACAUCAUGACAUCAUUUCUUGUCUGGCUGUUGGAGGAAAAUGGAUUACUUCCAAAGCUGACUUGCAACUGGACCCCCCACAUUCCCGGCAGUUGUACCUCCGGUGCGCCAGUGUCUGCUUCCUGUUUGAGCAGGCUUGGAUGCUGUCUGCAUGUCAGCAAGGAAGGUAUCAGCAUAUUCUUAUGGAUACUGUGGAAAAAAUCAAUUCAAAAGUAAUCAGGCCCAAUAUUCAUCAUACUGUCGCAUUUGAUGGCCUGGCAGACUUUUUCAAUUCUCAAGAUGAUCUACGAGUUGGAAAAGUUGUAGUGACCGUAUAAACUUAUUAUUGAAACUUUAGUAUCGACAAAAUGACAUGAAAUAUUUAUGAAAAUAUUUAUUGAGUUAUUUAAUAUUGUGGAUAUUUGUACCAAAGAUAUUACAUGCAAUAAAAAGCAAAAAUAAAUUAAAUUUGAUAUACAGGGAUUACUUGAAAGCUAAUGAAAGCUAAUUUAGAUUUUGUAAUUUUAUGUCACGCGGCCCUUGUUCGCUGAAGAUUCUCAUUUGUUGCAUUGAACAUUUUGGAACGUUUGUAAUUUGUUUUAUAUAGAUAUGGUGAAAUUCCAAAAAUAUAUUUUCUUUGUACUGUGUUUUGUAUAAAAAAAGUUGUUAAAGGAUGUAUUAAAAAAAAUAUGACCAAAGAUUAGUGUUUGAGAAUUUCGUGUAUUGAAAAAAGUUAUUUUUAUUGUGAGAAGGACCCACACAAGGAAACACGUUUUGAUCAGUAAUAUGAAAUUAGAUUAUGUAGAAAAUAAAGCAGCUGUGGAAAAAAUGUUUCCUGCCAUGAAUGCAUUGCAUUGGUGAUCCAUCAUGUUGUUUCACUCUUUGUCCAUCUCGAUGGCUUCAAUGUCAACGAGAUGUUCAGUUCAAAUUCACUCAUUCUGCUUCUGUUUGAGUAAUUGGAACCAUGCCUGUAGCCAGGAUUUUGUGAAGCAAAACGAUUAAAACAUUUUUUAUAA